UGUAGACCAUAUUCUCAUGUUUAUAAAGUUUAUUAUAGUGCAUAUCAGUAAUUUCGGGAUUUAUUCUAUUCCUGCAAUAAGGUUUUAAAAUGUCAUUAACUAUUUUGAAACAGGGUGCGGAAGGACGUCUAUAUCUUGGUGAAUAUAGGGGACAAGCGUGUUUAGUCAAAGAAAGGUUUGUUAAAAAAUACCGCCAUCCUGAAUUAGAUGCACAAAUAUCAAAGCACCGCAUCAAAGCCGAAGUAAAAGCCAUUGGAAGAUGUGAAAGCGUUGGUAUAAAGACGCCUAAAAUUUUUCAUGCAGAUGUAAAUGAACGCAAAAUUUAUAUGGAAUAUUUCAGUAAAGCUAUUACUGCAAAAGAAUACAUAAAACACACAGUAUUAAAACACAAUGGAGAAUCUGCGCGUCCAAUUUUGGACGCAUUAUGCGAACGUAUUGGUAGUAUUGUUGGUAAAAUGCACGCAAAUAAUGUUAUACAUGGCGAUUUAACAACAUCAAACAUAUUGAUAAAUCAACAAGAAGAUCAGAGCAUUGGAAAUGAAGAUAUUAUUUUUGUCGAUUUUGGUUUGAGUCAUUAUAAUCAAAGCCUUGAAGAUAAAGGAGUAGAUUUGUAUGUACUCGAAAGAGCCCUAUUAAGUACACAUAGUGAGCAACCAUAUUUAUUCGAUGUGAUCUUAACUGCCUAUCGCAAAGAGUGUGGUAAAGAUGAACAGAAUUUGCUCUCCAAAUUUGAAGAAGUACGUGCUAGAGGACGAAAAAGAACUAUGAUUGGUUAAGAAAGAUGUUUAACAAUUUUAUUGUCUUAAAAAAAAACUGUAAUUAUAUUAAUAAACUUAUAAUUAACAAUUUA
Teleopsis dalmanni is the source of this 850-nucleotide messenger RNA. It is a transcript of the gene Prpk, whose product is annotated as EKC/KEOPS complex subunit TP53RK. The record is from RefSeq and is a predicted model, not a curated record. The transcript has a single exon. The coding region runs from base 90 to 776 and encodes 228 amino acids. Lineage: Eukaryota; Metazoa; Arthropoda; Insecta; Diptera; Diopsidae. Gene Ontology annotation, biological process: protein phosphorylation. Gene Ontology annotation, molecular function: protein serine/threonine kinase activity; ATP binding. Gene Ontology annotation, cellular component: EKC/KEOPS complex; cytosol; nucleus.